AUGGGGGCUACAUUCGACCAGAGGUUGAUGGAGAAAGUUGGCAAAAUGCUGGCCCAGGAAGCCAAGGAGAAGAAGUGCCAUGUGAUCCUGGCACCUACCGUCUGCCUCCAGCGCUCGCCGCUCAUUGGAAGAGGUUUCGAGGCGUUUGGAGAGGAUCCGAUACUGAGUGGCCUGAUGGCAUCAGGCUAUAUUAAUGGUGUCCAGAGACAUGGAGUUGGAGUGUCCAUUAAGCAUUAUGCUGCGCAUGAUCAAUCCGCCAUGUCCCUUGAGGAUGCAGUACGCGCUUCUGAGCGAACUUUACGCGAAACACACCUUCUCCCGUUCCAACUAGCCGUGAAACAUUCAAAUCCUUGGUCGUGCAUGACUUCGUAUCAUCGGAUCAAUGGCAAGCAUGUUUGUGAGGAUCCUUGGUUGCUGAAUGAAGUGCUAAGACAGGAAUGGGGCUGGGACGGCCUGGUUAUGAGUGACUGGUUUGGAACAUACAGUACUGCGGAAGCACUCAACGCGGGCAUGGACCUCGAGAUGCCAGGACCAACUCGCUGGCGGGGAAGUCUAUUACAUUGGUCAAUCAUCUCCAGAAAGGUCAGGAAAUCGUCAGUGGAGUCUAGCGUGCGCAACCUCCUCAACCUGGUGAACAAGGUGUGCGAGCAAGAUUCGCUCGAGAGCGACCAGGCGGCAGGCAAUACGGCAGAGAAGCGCGACCUCUGCUUAAACGUUGCCCAAAGCUCGGUCGUACUUUUGAAAAACGACCACAACGUGCUACCCCUAGAUGAAAAGGUAAAACGAACAUAUGCACUGAUAGGACCAAAUGUUCUUUAUCCAGCCGCCAGCGGUGGCGGCUCUGCGGACUUGGUCCCAUACUAUGUGAGCAAGCCAAUAGAUGCCAUCCGCGCCAUAGUUGGGGAUGAGAACGUCAGGUUUACCCCUGGCUGCUCGGGCCAUAUAUUCACGCCACUUCUGCACGACAACAUUAGCAUUCCAGGAUCCAGCGACCCAGGAUAUGCAUUGGAGUGGUUUGCUGAAGAUCCGCUCGUGCAUCCGGAAAGAGAAGCUGUGGCUUCAACAAAAACCACUCAGGCACAGAUGUACUUCGCGGACAGCCUUCCAGCAAACGUUCCAUCGAAAUACUGGCUGCGUGUCAAGACGACAUUCAAAGCGACGCAAUCAGCAACACUGCAGUUCGGCUUGUGCGUCCUAGGAAAAGGUCGAAUGUGGAUCAAUGGCAAGGAGGUCAUUGACCUGGCUACCAGCCAGCCGACAAAGACUUUGCAGACCCCCAUGUUCAACCAAGCCAGCAUGGAAGUCACCACAGACAUUGAGGUGCACGCGAAGCAAGAGUACGAAAUAACGGUUAUCCUGCAAAAUGAAUCCGCAGAGGCCGGAAUUGGCGCUCUGAACCAGGGGGGUUUGAGAAUUGGCUGCUGUGAAAAGCUGGACACCGAGCGCGCAUUGGCUGAAGCCAUCGAGCUGGCCAAGUCUGUUGAUUUCCCUAUUGUCAUUGCUGGUCUCAAUGCCGACUAUGAGAGUGAGGCAGUGGAUCGAAAAGAUUUGAAGCUCCCGUUAGUGGUUAACAGACUUAUUGAAGAGGUCAUGGCAGCCAACCCGAACACGGUUAUUGUAACUCAAUCUGGAUGCCCGAUCGAAAUGCCCUGGGCGAAGACCACCCCAACGCUGGUUCACGCAUGGUUUGGAGGCCAGGAGACGGGCAACUCAAUUGCGAAUGUGCUCUUCGGAAGAGUAAAUCCCAGUGGCCGCUUGUCUGUGACAUUCCCGGAGCGUCUGGAGGAUACACCAGCCUUCCUUGCCUUUGGUAAAGGCACCCGCGAAAUAUUCUAUGGCGAGGGAGUCUUUAUUGGGUACCGGUACUAUGAGAAGCUGAGGCGGCCGCCUCUCUUCUACUUUGGACACGGUCUCUCAUACACCACUUUCGAGUACGCCAACCUUUCUGUUCCACCAACCGUAUGCCUGGACGAUGAAAACCAAAGCUCGUUUGAUGUGACAGUCGAUAUCCGCAAUACAGGUGACCGAGAUGGACACGAGGUGGUUCAAUUGUACGUUCAGGACGUAGAAUGUGUGGCGGCAAGACCGGAGAAGGAGUUGAAGGCCUUCACAAGGGUCUGGAUUCCUCGCGGCCAGACGGUUGUGGCGCGGCUGACGCUGGACAAGUACGCGUUGUCGUACUGGGACGAGGAAACAGAGGCAUGGUUGGCGGAAAAGGGGACCUUCAGGGCCAUCAUCUCAAGGAGCGCAGACCCAAGGGACGACGUGUUGACCCAGAGUUUCGAGUUGGCAAAGAGUUAUUCGUGGUCGGGCGUCUGA
Aspergillus calidoustus is the source of this 2319-nucleotide messenger RNA. The record is from the annotation of a GenBank genome assembly. Lineage: Eukaryota; Fungi; Ascomycota; Eurotiomycetes; Eurotiales; Aspergillaceae.